CACUAAACACGUAUAUUACCACAGCUACAAUAACCCGUAACAUUACCACACUACAUUUCCCAGCAGCCCCCUUCGUUAAAAUGACGUGGACUAUAAUUCCGCUUUUAGGAUGUCCCAAGAAUUCCGGGAAUUGUAGUCUUUCCUGACAGAACGAUAUGCCUUAGCAACGCUGUACGGACUUCAUAUCCCAUCGUCCUUUGCAAAAACAAAAACCUUAAGCCGUAGACGGCUGUCAUACGCCGCGUCGCAAUGCAUGCCGGUUGUUGUAAUCUCUGUCCUACGAAAUAGACUGUCAGACAAGCCGUGGCUGGACUACAUUUCCCGGCAUUCCUCGUGUAGUAGGUUGAAUUCCCUGGUUUGAAAGCGGCCCCGUCAGCGCCCGGGACUUCGGAGGCUGUGGAGUUGGCUGCUGGCGGGAUGGCGUCUUUUGUGACCGAAGUCCUGGCACAUUCUGGGCGGCUGGAGAAGGAGGAUUUGGGCACGAAAAUCAGUCGCCUGUCUCGGAGGGUGGAGGAAGUGAAGGGUGAAGUCUGUGACAUGAUCAAUAAGAAGUACGAUGAGUUCCUUCCCAGCAUGCAGAGCGCCGAGGACCUGGUGGCACAGGUGAACAGUCUGAACAGGGAUGUAGAUAUUCUAACUUCAACAAUAGAAAAUGAGGUUCAGAAUGAUCUGAAAGUGGCCAUCAGUGAAUUUACAGAACUGAAGCAUCAGCUGGAGAGAAACACCAUGAUCCUGGGAGUUCUCGGGCAGCUACAGGAGUUUAAUAGCGCAAUAGAAAAAUAUAACACAGUUUUGUCUGAGAGGAACUACAUAAGUGCAGCUGAACAACUGGAAAAGGCGCAAAACUGUCUGAAAAUCCUUAAGUCCCGGAAGGGCUUUGAACUCAAGGUGCUGAAGUCUCUGGGAAUAGAGCUGACGGUACAGAAGCAGAACAUGUUGUAUCACCUCGGAGAGGAGUGGCAGAAGCUGGCGGUGUGGAAGCUUCCCCCAUCCAAAGAUAAUUCAAGUUUGGAAAUGAUCUUGAAAACCGAGCUUCACUUGUGCACGGUGCCACCGACUGAAGAAACCAAUUCUGGUUCAGUACUGGGAUCUGUCCUCCAGGCCUUGGCUAUUCUGGGAGAACUCAACACAAAGCUGAAGUUUUUCAGUCAGUUACUCCUGAAAUACAUCCUGAAGCCUCUGGUCUCGUAUCAGUCACUUCACGUUCUCGUGGACGCCCAGCCUCAGGGAGUCAUCUUAAGGUUUGAAAGCACAAAGACUGACCUGAAGCACCCACCUCCCGCAGAGGUGUUCAUGAAGCUGAAGCUGGUUCUGGAGCUACUACACACACACUUACUGGAUGUCCCUGUAAAAGGAGAAGAAGAAAACAAGGUGGUGCUAGCAGAAGUUCUCGGUGAUCUGAUCUGGGAGGAUAUUUCAGAAUCCAUAAUUAAAGACUGUCUGGUUUACUCCAUACCCAACAAUAGCAACAAACUGGAGCAAUAUGAGGAGGUUAUAAAAGCGACUGAGCAGUUUGAAAAUGAUCUGAAAGGAAUGAAAUACCUGAAGGGCGACGCAACUGAGCUACUUAAAUAUGCCCGAAAUGUCAAUGCUCACUUUGCCAGUAAGAAAUGCCAGGAUGUCAUUGUUACAGCUAGAAACCUGAUGACCUCUGAGAUCCAUAAUACUGUGAAGAUCACACCAGAUUCUAAAGUGAAUGUACCAAAACUCCAAAGCCCUCGGGGUGAGAAGGCGAAACCGCAGAAGAGUCCGUCACAUGAAGCUCCAGCUUUAGAAAAUGAAGUCAAGCUGAGCCAGCACACGUUCUCGCUGCCCACCUGCCGGAUCAGCAAGUCUGUUGAGAAGCUGAUGGAGCUUGCAUACCAGACUCUCUCAGAAGCUACAACCAGCAAUGAGCCCUGUGCCAUCCAGCUGUUCUACACUGUCAGAAACAUUUUCCAUCUGUUCUAUGAUGUUGUCCCAACGUAUCACAAAGAGAACCUUCAGAAACUUCCCCAGCUCUCUGCCAUCCACCAUAACAACUGUAUGUACAUUGCGCACCACCUGCUAACUCUCGGACACCAGUUUCGGUAUCAUCUUCCUGCUCCACUCAUUGAUGGAGCGGCCACUUUUGUGGACAUGGUUCCAGGAUUUAGGCGGCUAGGCACAGAGACUUUUCUUGCACAGAUGCGGCUACAGAAAGGAGAACUUCUUGACAGGUUAUCAAAUGCACGGUCCUUUAUUAACAUGGAGGACGAAGACAAUUAUACAGCAGGCCAUAAAGCUAUACGGCAGAUCGUUCAUCAGCUGAGCCGUCUGGGUAAAGUGUGGCAGGACGUGCUUCCCGUAGGAAUUUACUGCAAAGCCAUGGGGACGUUACUAAACACAGCCAUCACUGAGAUGAUAAACAAAAUCACCGCUCUGGAGGACAUUUCCACUGAAGAUGGAGAGCGACUGUAUACACUUUGCAGGACAAUGAUUGAAGAAGGGCCCCUUGUCUUUACUCCCUAUCCUGAAGAAGGCAAAAACAAGAAGUUUCAGGAGGAGGUGCCCAUCUAUGUGCAGAAGUGGAUGAAAUUCAAAGAACUCAUGAUCAUCCUGCAGGCAAAUCUACAGGAGAUAGUUGAUCGGUGGGCUGAUGGUAAAGGACCCCUCGCUACAGAGUUCUCCCCUAAUGAAGUGAAGAGUUUGAUCCGAGCUCUAUUUCAGAACACAGAGAGGAGAGCAGCAGCAUUAGCCAAAAUUAAAUAAACCCCCCCCCCCCUCCCCCCCAUCCUUGUGUGCUGUCUGUAAUAUUCUGUACAUAUUUCUCUUUGAGAACACCAGUAAAUAUCUUCUUAAGAGCUUUUAACACUGAGGUUGUUUCUUUUUUUGCUAAAUUGUAAAUAUUUAGUACACUAUCCUCCGAAAGUAGCAGUGAAACUUGGGUAACUUUGUUAUUUUAUUGU
This is a messenger RNA of Hyla sarda, 2927 nucleotides long. It is a transcript of the gene ZW10, whose product is annotated as zw10 kinetochore protein. The transcript has 16 exons. Lineage: Eukaryota; Metazoa; Chordata; Amphibia; Anura; Hylidae. Gene Ontology annotation, cellular component: RZZ complex; chromosome, centromeric region; nucleus. The record is from RefSeq and is a predicted model, not a curated record. Gene Ontology annotation, biological process: mitotic spindle assembly checkpoint signaling; endoplasmic reticulum to Golgi vesicle-mediated transport; mitotic cell cycle. The coding region runs from base 418 to 2730 and encodes 770 amino acids.